Molecule: messenger RNA, 528 nt
Organism: Sphaeramia orbicularis (orbiculate cardinalfish)
Lineage: Eukaryota; Metazoa; Chordata; Actinopteri; Kurtiformes; Apogonidae
Product: gamma-crystallin M2-like
Exons: 3
Coding region: 1-528 (175 amino acids)
Biological process (GO): lens development in camera-type eye; visual perception
Molecular function (GO): structural constituent of eye lens
Source: RefSeq, a predicted model, not a curated record
AUGGGGAAGAUCAUAUUCUACGAAGACCGAAACUUUCAAGGGCGCUCUCAUGAGUGCAGCAGCGACUGUGCUGAUCUUCAGUCGUACUUCAACAGGUGCAACUCUAUCAAAGUGGAGAGCGGCUGCUUCAUGGUCUACGAGAGGCCCAACUACAUGGGUAACCAAUACUACCUGAAGAGAGGAGAAUAUUCUGAUAACCACCGAGUGAUUGGCAUCGGCGACUGCAUCAGAUCAUGUCGUAUGAUCCCCCAGCAUCGAGGCUCCUACAGGGUGAGGCUUUAUGAGCGCUUCGACCUGUCAGGCCAGAUGCAUGAGCUGGUCGACGACUGCCCAAAUGUCCAGGACCAGCUCAACAUGUCUGACCUCAAUUCCUGUAACGUGAUAGACGGCCACUGGCUGCUGUAUGACCAGCCCAACUACAAGGGCAGAGUGUACUACCUGAGGCCUGGAGAGUACAGGGCAUACAGCGACUGGGGAGGCGUCAGUCCAAGAAUCGGCUCCAUCAGAAGAAUCACCGACUUCAACUGA